Messenger RNA from Mollisia scopiformis, 2525 nucleotides. RefSeq names its product mitochondrial putative glycerol-3-phosphate dehydrogenase. Lineage: Eukaryota; Fungi; Ascomycota; Leotiomycetes; Helotiales; Mollisiaceae. Gene Ontology annotation, cellular component: glycerol-3-phosphate dehydrogenase (FAD) complex; mitochondrion. The coding region runs from base 358 to 2502 and encodes 714 amino acids. The transcript has 2 exons. Gene Ontology annotation, molecular function: glycerol-3-phosphate dehydrogenase (quinone) activity. The record is from RefSeq and is a predicted model, not a curated record. Gene Ontology annotation, biological process: glycerol-3-phosphate metabolic process.
UGGCGGAAUAAUGACCGGCAGAUCACCGAUGCCAAAGCCAGGACGAGAGAGAAAACAAUUGCUUCUUCUUUCCUUUUAUUUUGUAUCUCUUGUCCUCCAUCAUAAUCACCACUCUUCUGUUCUCUCCUCCUCGCUCUGUGCAAUUGCACAGUACGAGAUUUCCAUUUUCAUCUCGAACAGAGAAAAGAUCGCGAUUCAAUUGCUCGAGCAGCCAAGCCCCGGCCUGGUCAAAAAGCGGGCUGAUCUGCGUUAGCACAUCAUCGAGAGCUCCAAGCUCCAGUCCAGCAGAGAAACUCCACCACCUCGAAAUCCAAUUCUACCUCUCCAUCCUCCUCCCUCUCUCCUCCGUCAACAACAAUGGCCUUCCGACAGCGCCUCGCGAAACCCCUCCUCUACACCACAGGAGUAGCGGUCCUCGGCGGCGGAUUCCUCUACUACACCUACCGCCCACGCAACAUCCCCGGCUCCGACCCCGCAGUCGUGUCCCCGCCUGGCUACGGCGCUGGAGGCAGUUUCCGCCCGCCGCGGUUCCCCAAGGUGAGGAGUCGAGAUGAGCAGAUUGCGGACUUGAAGAGGAGUGGUGGCAGUAAAGGCACCAUCGCUGGUGCGUUCCAGAAUACCGAGGCUUCGGCGCCGCAGGAUGAGGGCGAUGUUUAUGAUUUGUUGAUCAUUGGGGGAGGGGCGACAGGAGCGGGUAUAGCGCUGGAUGCAGCGACGAGGGGAUUGAAAGUUGCGGUGGUGGAGAGGGAUGAUUUUAGUAGUGGGACGAGUAGCAAGAGCACGAAGUUGGUGCAUGGUGGGGUGCGGUAUCUGGAGAAGGCGUUUUGGGAGGUGGAUAUAAAUCAGUAUAAGUUGGUGAAGGAGGCGUUGAGAGAACGGAAAUACUUUUUGGAUACGGCGCCGCAUUUGUCGAUGUGGUUGCCCAUUAUGCUGCCGUUGGAUAAAUGGUGGAAGGCUCCUUAUUAUUGGGCGGGAACAAAGGCGUACGAUUUCUUGGCUGGCUCGGAAGGGAUUGAGACUUCGUACUUCUUGACGAGGAGUAAGGCAUUGGAGGCUUUUCCUAUGUUGAAGAAGGACAAUCUGGUUGGUGCACUGGUAUACUACGAUGGAGCACACAAUGAUUCGAGGAUGAACGUUUCGUUGGCAAUGACUGCUGCAUUGUACGGAAGCACGGUUGUCAACCACGUCGAAGUUACAGCUUUGGAGAAGGAUCCUAAUGGCAAGCUCUGUGGUGCACGAGUCAAGGAUCUGGUCCAGGAAAAGAACGGAAAGAAGGCAGAUGAAUUCACAAUCCGGGCCAGAGGUAUCAUCAAUGCCACAGGACCUUUUACAGACUCGAUCCGAAAGAUGGACGAGCAAGAUGUCAAAGAAAUCGUGGCACCAAGUUCCGGUACUCACGUUAUUCUCCCUGGGUACUACAGUCCUCAGAAGAUGGGUCUCAUCGAUCCCAAAACGUCUGACGGACGAGUAAUCUUCUUCCUCCCAUGGCAAGGAAACACCAUCGCCGGCACGACCGACUCCCCCACCACAAUCUCCCACAACCCUCUCCCGAAAGAAGAAGAAAUCGACUGGAUCCUCUCCGAAAUCCGCCACUACCUCUCCCCCGACAUCAACGUCCGCCGCGGCGACGUCCUCGCAGCAUGGUCCGGCAUCCGGCCCCUCGUCAAAGACCCCAAGGCCAAGAACACCGAGUCUCUAGUCCGCAACCACCUCAUCAACGUCUCUGACUCCGGUCUCCUGACUUGUGCAGGCGGGAAAUGGACCACCUACCGUCAGAUGGCUGAAGAAGCCGUCGACGAAGCAAUCACCACCUUCAACCUGCGAACGAAACCCUUCCCCGACGCCCCAGACGUGAGCGGCACCGAGAUGAUCGAUGACGGGAAACGGCUCGACGGGUCCUGCCAGACGCACCAAGUAAAACUCAUCGGCGCGCACGGCUUCUCGAAAACGCUGUUUAUAAAUCUAAUCCAGCAUUUUGGCGUGGAAACCGAUAUCGCGAAACACUUGACGGAAUCAUACGGUGAUCGAGCGUGGACGGUCGCAGCGCUCAGUGUCCCGACCGAGAAGAGGUUUCCCGUGAGAGGGGAGAGGAUUAGUGCUUUAUAUCCAUUUAUCGAUGGAGAAGUUCGGUAUGCGGUUCGACACGAGUACGCGCAGACGGCUGUCGAUGUCCUGGCCCGGAGGACGAGAUUAGCAUUUUUGAACGCACAAGCGGCUUUAGAAGCCCUACCAAAAGUAAUCGAUAUCAUGGCUGGGGAACUGAAAUGGGACAACAAACGAAAAGACGUUGAAUGGCGAGACACCGUAGCAUUCCUCGAAUCAAUGGGCCUCCCGAAAUCCAAGCUCUCGGCGACGCGGAAACAGGUCGAGACCGGGAGCCUGAGUUUCAAGGAUAGUAUCGAGUAUAAGAUGUACUCGCGCCACGACCAGCCAAAUGAUGAGCUUGAGAGCGAUUUGAAGGGCGCUCCCGGGAUGAAGCCCGGGAGUGAGGCUGAGAAGUAGGGUGGGGGCUGUGAGAUGAGGGG